AGAGGGCGCGGUGGCACGGCUCCGGACUGGUCACAUGACUGUUUUGUUUUCAUUCGCUUUCUGCCUGAGUUCUAGUUUCUGUUUUGAGGUUGUGCUUGAUUUAACCCAGGUGUAUUUGGUUUAGAUUGAUUAUGUUGGGUAUUUAAACCCCUCGGGUUUAUGCGCACGUUGCGCGAUAUUAGUUGUAGUUAGAAUACCUGUGUGAGAGGGAGCAGUCUGAACGGUGUAGCGUCUACGUUUAGCAUGCUAAGCGGUCUUUGUUUUCAUGUCCUGUUUUCUGCCUCGACUCUAGUCCUAUGUUUUCUCGUCAACUCUGGAUAGACCGCGUUCCCGUGUUUGUUUGUUUGUGAUUUAGUAAUAAAGACAGUGCUCCUGCACUUACUUCCUGUCUUUCCCUCUGUUUCAUAACAGAAUAUCGCGCCCACAAUGGAAGUAGCAGGAGAGCCUGGAGUCCGAAAAUUUAUUUUUGGAACUUCCCGACAAGGGAGGAGUACUACGCCUAGCAGCGCAUGCAGCAGGAGGCACACCAAGCUGCGCUAUGGAGGCAGCAGGAGGAGUUGCGGUUCAAGCAGCGGCUGGAAGAAGUAGACUGAUUGCUCCGUCGUGUGGAGGAAGCGCUUCGCCCCCGUCUCGUGGAGCGGAACAACACUCCACCUUGCUGCCCUGAGGGAGAUCCAGUCAUGCUGCCUAGUCUGGAGCGGAAGGCUAGCCCAGAACUUUUUUUGGGGGGGGGCAAGGGUGACAGCUGAGCGACAGCGUGAGGCCUACGGGGAGGCCUCAGCUGUGGGGCUCCUGCCUGAGGUCAACAUGCCAACCUCAGAGCUACAGCGUGAGGCCUACGGGGAGGUCUCGACUGUGGAGCUCAUGCAUGCCGAGGAGGCCGUCCGGCUGCCCUGCCCGGCCGAGGAGGCCGUCCGGCUGCCCUGCCCGGCCGAGGAGGCCGUCCCGCUGUCCAGCCCGGCCGAGGAGGCCGCCCAGCCCUCUAGUGCUGCCAGGGGUGGCACCCAGUGUCCCAGAGCCACCAGGGGCAGUGCCCAGCAUCCCAGGAGCAGUGCCCAGUAUCCCAGGGGCAGUGCCCAGCUUCCCAGUGCUGCUGGGGGCGGUGCUCUGACUUUCAACCCCGGUGGGGGUGCUGCUCCGCUCCUCUGCUGCCUGCCGGAGGCUGCCUCGCUUUCCGUGGCAGCGAGAGACCGUUCACACAGGGGCCCAGGACCCCCAUUGGAGGGGGGUUCUUGGUGCUCCGGGAGGAGCACCCUUUGGAGGGGGGUUCUGUUACACCACGGCCAGCAGAGGGCGCUGUGGCACGGCUCUGGACUGGUCACAUGAUUGUUUUGUUUUCAUUCGCUUUCUGCCUGAGUUCUAGUUUCUGUUUUGAGGUUGUGCUUGAUUUAACCCAGGUGUAUUUGGUUUAGAUUGAUUGAUUAUGUUGGGUAUUUAAACCCCUCGGGUUUAUGUGCACGUUGCGCGAUAUUAGUUGUAGUUAGAAUACCUGUGUGAGAGGGAGCAGUCUGAACGGUGUAGCAUCUAUGUUUAGCAUGCUAAGCGGUCUUUGUUUUCAUGUCCUGUUUUCUGCCUCGACUCUAGUCCUAUGUUUUCUUGUCAACUCUGGAUAGACCACGUUCCUGUGUUUGUUUGUGAUUUAGUAAUAGACAGUGCUCCUGCACUUACUUCCUGUCUCUCCCUCUGUUUCGUAACAAAAUAAUUUUUCUGUGUGCCUUGGAAAAGAUGCUCUAGAAUGUGCCAAGUAGACUAAAUAAUUGAAAUCCUGAUAUGCAAACUUAAGUAGAGGAAACCAACCUGAUAGCAUCAAAGAAUUAUUUUGGACACUUUUAUAUUUAGAUCAGUGUCACUUUGAAUAUGGUUAUAAGGCUAUAAAAUCUGGUCAGUUAUGUACAAGUACAAAAAGUACAAGUGUAUUCAAGCAUAACAUAAUUGCUUUUAUUACCAUGUGAACAAACUGACCACUUUAUUAGACACACUGGCCUUCGUAGUUAAUAGUUUUUUUUUUUGUUUUUUUUCCUGGCACAUCUUUUCUCUGGGCUAUCCUUUCCAUCUAGACCUUUAUUACUGUCAGAUUCUGGCCACAGCACAACUGCUGGCUGGACAUUAUUAUUAUUAUUAUUAUUAUUAUUAUUAUUAUUAUUAUUAUUAUUUUUAUUUUUUUUUGGUAGGGGGGGGGGGAUUUUUCAACUCAUCAGCGACACAGAUGUUUAAAAAAAAAAAUAAAAAAUCUCAGCAAUAUUACCAUGCCAGAUCCACUUGUACUAGCAGAAUACACACUACCAUAUCAUUACCACUGCUGUGCUGAUAAUGGUGCUGAUAUAAAAUAUAUAUAUAUAUAUAUAUAUAUAUAUAUAUAUAUAUAUAUAUAUAUAUAUAUAUAUAUAUAUAUAUAUAUAUAUAUAUAUAU
Messenger RNA from Ictalurus punctatus (channel catfish), 2410 nucleotides. RefSeq names its product skin secretory protein xP2. The transcript has 2 exons. Lineage: Eukaryota; Metazoa; Chordata; Actinopteri; Siluriformes; Ictaluridae. The record is from RefSeq and is a predicted model, not a curated record. Bases 808 to 1326 code for a protein of 172 amino acids.